Messenger RNA from Ostertagia ostertagi, 198 nucleotides. Lineage: Eukaryota; Metazoa; Nematoda; Chromadorea; Rhabditida; Trichostrongylidae. The record is from the annotation of a GenBank genome assembly.
AUGGUGGAUACGAUUAUGAGCCAUCCACCUGAUUACUACUGUAUGACGUACGGUGACUUUGAAGACGACGAACCGCAUAGCAGCGAGACUAGCAAGAGGCCAUCGGAAGGUUCGGUUGAAGACUCUCUUCGCGAUGUGCACGGACGUCUUCAUCAGCUGGCUUCCGAGAAUAUGAUCCUCGUUUUCAAACAGAACUAA